UUGAAUUAAUGUCUCAGUAAGAAUUAUUGUUUUCAUUUCAUUUGUUUUUUUUUUUAUUAACAGUAAUAGUAAAAAUCACACUUGCUUUUUAACCCUAGGAGGAGUUAAUAAUAUUACGGAAUUCAGAGAGUGAAAAUUCCUUAUGGAGGUGCAGAGAAAAGUAAGUUCAACCACUUUUUAUUUUUUUAUCAGGGGCACCAAUUUCACAAAUUGAAAUUGUUUUUGAACAACUCUUUCAGAAGAUUGUCUACAGACGGAGUUCAUCUGAUAGUACCAACUUUAAAACUCUUUUUAAGCUGCUAGUUCACUAUGUCAUUAUGCCAUCACUCAAUCAAACUUCUAAUAACCACUUCACCCUGACUGGAAUUCCAGGAAUGCCAGAGAAAGACUUCUGGAUGGCCUUGCCCUUGUGUCUUCUUUACAGCACCACAUUUCUGGGUAAUAUCACUAUCCUUUAUGUCAUUAAAGCUGGACAAAGUCUCCAUGAGCCCAUGUAUUAUUUUCUGGCCAUGCUUGCUGUCGCUGACCUCAGCCUUUCAUUAUCUUCCAUGCCCACUAUGAUCAGUGUUCACUGGUUCAACUGGCGCUCUGUUCCCCUUGAUGUCUGCAUCACUCAGAUGUUCUUCAUCCACACCUUUGGGGGAGUGGAAUCAGGUGUGCUGGUGGCGAUGGCCUUUGAUCGCUUUGUGGCUAUCCGUUUUCCUUUGCGCUAUGCUACCAUUCUCUCUCAUGGAGUUAUCUGCAAGAUUGGGGUUGCAGUUCUGCUGAGGAGUGUGGCUGCUGUGCUCCCUGUGCCUUUUCUCAUCAAAAGACUGCUUUUUUGCCACUCCAGUGUGCUGUCCUAUGCAUAUUGCCUCCAUCAGGAUGUGAUGAGACUCGCCUGUGCUGAUGCCCAUGUCAACAGCAUCUACGGUCUGUUGGCUGUGAUCUUCAGCAUUGUGUUAGAUGCCCUCGUCCUACUGGUCUCUUAUAUCCUAAUUUUCCAGGUGGUAUUGAGUAUUGCUUCCCAGGCAGAGAGACUCAAAGCUGUCAGCACCUGCUUCUCUCCUAUCUGUGCAGUGCUGCUCUUCUAUGCGCCCCUUAUGGGCAUGACUCUGAGUCACCACUUUGGGAAGCAUUUGUCUCCAGCAGUGCACAUGCUUAUGGCCAAUAUCUACCUGCUGCUUCCUCCUGUACUCAACCCUGUCGUGUACAGUGUUAGAACAAAGCAGAUUAGGCUGAGGAUUUCCCGAAUAAUCUGUAGGGGCAGAAUUGGUCCUUAAUGACAUCUACUAUUUACAUAUAAAUGCAAUCAAGAAAAAAAAAGUAUCAAAUGCAGGACUGUUUAGCAAAAAUAUCUGCAGUGACGAGAGUGUCCUAAAACUUUGUUUAAUCUGAUAGUCACUAGCCACACAUAGAUAUCAGGCAAUUGAAACUUUGCCGGUG
This is a messenger RNA of Erinaceus europaeus (western European hedgehog), 1425 nucleotides long. Its product is annotated as olfactory receptor 51H1-like. Gene Ontology annotation, molecular function: G protein-coupled receptor activity; olfactory receptor activity. The record is from RefSeq and is a predicted model, not a curated record. Gene Ontology annotation, cellular component: membrane. The transcript is spliced from 2 exons. Gene Ontology annotation, biological process: G protein-coupled receptor signaling pathway. NCBI's taxonomy places the organism in Eukaryota, Metazoa, Chordata, Mammalia, Eulipotyphla, Erinaceidae. Bases 318 to 1262 code for a protein of 314 amino acids.